This is a messenger RNA of Chrysochloris asiatica (Cape golden mole), 939 nucleotides long. Its product is annotated as olfactory receptor 11A1-like. Lineage: Eukaryota; Metazoa; Chordata; Mammalia; Afrosoricida; Chrysochloridae. The transcript has a single exon. The record is from RefSeq and is a predicted model, not a curated record. Gene Ontology annotation, cellular component: membrane. Gene Ontology annotation, molecular function: G protein-coupled receptor activity; olfactory receptor activity. Gene Ontology annotation, biological process: G protein-coupled receptor signaling pathway. Bases 1 to 939 code for a protein of 312 amino acids.
AUGGAAGCCAUCUCCAUAGCAAACCAAACCACUACUGGAUUUGUUCUCCUUGGUUUCUAUAACAUCCCUGAGCUACACCUCCUUUUCUUUAUUGUGUUCACUGUUGUUUAUGCCUCAAUUAUCAUAGGGAAUAUGCUAAUCAUUGUGGCAGUGGUUAGCUCCCAGAAGCUCCACACACCCAUGUAUUUCUUUCUGGCUAAUCUGUCCUUGCUGGAGAUCCUCUACACUUCCACAGUGCUGCCAAAAAUGUUGGAGGGUUUCUUGAAGGAAGCUGUCAUUUCUGUGGCUGGUUGCUUGCUUCAAUUUUUUACUUUUGGCUCUCUAGCCACAGUUGAAUGUUUCCUGUUGGCUGUCAUGGCGUAUGAUCGCUACCUGGCAAUCUGUUACCCACUCCAAUACCAACUCCUGAUGGGGCCUAGAUGGUGCUUGGGGCUGGUGGUCACAGCCUGGCUGUCUGGUUUCAUUGUAGAUGGAUUUGUUGUGGCUCUGAUGUCACAGCUGAGGUUCUGCGGUCCUAAUCACAUUGACCACUUUUACUGUGACUUCAUGCCUUUGGUGGAGCUGGCUUGCUCAGAUCCCAGAGUGGCCCAGGUGACAACCAUCAUUCUCUCCGUGGUCUGCCUCACUGUUCCCUUUGGGCUAAUUCUCACCUCCUAUGCCCGGAUACUGGUGGCUGUGCUAAGAAUUCCUGCUGGGGCCAGCAGGCGAAAGGCUUUCUCUAUCUGCUCCUCUCACUUAGCUGUAGUGUCCACAUUCUAUGGAACCCUUAUGGCCUUGUACAUUGCACCCUCUGCUGUCCACUACCAGCUCCUUUCCAAGGUCUUUGCUCUGCUUUACACUGUGGUCACCCCUAUGUUUAAUCCUGUGAUCUAUACCCUGAGGAACAAGGAGGUUCAUCAGACAUUGUGGAAACUUCUCUAUAAUAAACAAACAAACUGA